GUACUACGGUGUCUUUUGGAUGCUCCAGCAGAAGCUAUCCGCGAUUCGGAGUGGGCACCUGUAAUGGAAUUCGUCGACUUUCCAUGGGUUCCGGUUAUUGAUGGUGAUUUUUUGAUCGAGCAGCCGACAACAUCGCUCAAAAACGGCAAUUUCAAAGUAACUCAACUGUUGGCUGGCUCGAACAGAGAGGAAGCGAUUUACUUCAUUGUCUAUCAAUUGGGGAUUUAUGGAUUUGACAAAAACAACGCAUGA
This is a messenger RNA of Gongylonema pulchrum, 252 nucleotides long. Lineage: Eukaryota; Metazoa; Nematoda; Chromadorea; Rhabditida; Gongylonematidae. The record is from the annotation of a GenBank genome assembly.